UCCUACAUAAAAACUACCGAAAGGCUACAACGUUAAUUAUAGGUAGAUAUAGUCUCUUAUACUAAGUUAUAACAAAAACAUUUGAAAACUCUUCUUCAUCAUCAUCAUCACCACAUCAUGACGGAAAACAUCUUAAACACUGACAUUAUCCUUUAAAAAGCAUAAUUAACAAACACACAUUCUUAAAAAAAAGGAAAUCCUUCAACACCUGCCAAAAACAAGAUUCCUCCCACAAUUACCACUGCAAAUAAAAACAUCAAAGUAUCCUAUGUCACAAAAAUUACUAUAUCAUUACACACACGGUUUUUCCACAAUAAGAUUUCAUCCUAACCCGCGGAUCCCCAACCUUACCCAUCACAAACACUUAUAAAUAAGACGCCAACUAAUCUUACCCAGUGACAGACCGAAAGCUGAACAAAAUGGUCAUGUUUAUUAUAUUACUAAGUUUAUUCAGUGCAGUUUAUGCCCAGGAUGCUGUGACAGUGGUGACGGGUAAAGGCCCAAUACAAGGCUACAAAAAGGAUGGGUUUAAUACAUUCUUUGGUGUGCCCUUUGCGUUGGUCAAUGAGGAAAACCCGUUUGGAAGCACACUACCCUACCCGAAUUUCAAGACACCAUUCAACGCAAAUGACUCCUCCAUAAUCUGUCCUCAAGUAUACUUCAACGACAAUGGAGUGAUCCAGUGCCUUCGUCUCAACAUCUACGUGCCAACAUCAAGCGCCAAGAAACCAUUGCCAAUAUUUGUCUGGUUCCACGGCGGUGGCUUUGCCUUUGGCAGUGCUGGUGAAUAUGGCGGCCAAUAUUUGGUCAAACAUGACAUCAUUGUGAUCACGGUCAACUACAGACAAGGACCUUAUGGGUUCUUGUGUCUUAAUGAUCCGUCAGUACCUGGUAAUCAGGGGAUGAAGGACCAGAUUGUGGCGUUGAGAUGGAUUAAAGAGAAUAUUGGAGCGUUUGGUGGAGAUCCGAAUAAGGUGACGAUAGCUGGUGAGAGUUAUGGAGGUGGAGCUGUGGAUUUACAUUUAUAUUCAAAAUAUGAGACGUUAUUCCAAAAAGCUAUCGUCCAAAGUGGGUCUCUGUAUGUAUCUGAAGGUAUUUUCGUCAAAGCAGAUUAUGAAGCUGCGAUCAAACUCGCGAAGCAAUUAGGACAUAACGCUGGCAACACAAGAGAUGCCCUAAAAUAUUUAGCAAGGGCAAACCCAGUAGAUGUAAGUGCAGCGACCAGAAAUCUGUCUAUGAUCCUAACAUUUUGCAAAGAAAAGAAGUUCAAAGGCGUCCAAAAUUUUAUCACUGACGACCCUUACCACCUACCAAAUAAUGACAGAGUGAAGAACACACCAAUUAUGAUCGGGUAUACCAGUCAAGAAAUGUUAUACGAGUUCGUUAACAAACCAAAAGAGUUUUACGAUAAACUGACGAUAGGCUUUCAAGAUCAGCUGAAGAAGACAUUUGUCUUGAAGAAGAAGGAGCUGGAUAUGUUGAGUGGUAUAGUAAGAUCAUUUUACUUAGGUGGGAAGGCAAUCGGGCCGGAAUCUCAACUGGAACUCAGCGAUUUCGUGUCAGAUUUUGCUCUUAACUAUGGGGCAGAAUGGUCAGUCAAUAGAUAUAUGGAGCAGGGAGCGAAAGUAUAUAAAUAUAUGUUUUCGUAUAUCGGUGCUAGUGAAUAUAAGAAUGUAACGGGGGCUGGAGCUUCUCAUACUGAAGAACUGAAGUAUUUAUUCGACUGGGUGUGGGCAGCGCCACUGGUGGGGGCUGAACAGCAAAUGAUGAGAGAUCGAAUGACAACCUUGUGGGCUAAUUUUGUUAAACAUGGCAACCCUACUCCACAGAAGACAGACCUGCUCCCAGUGACCUGGUCUCCAGUGACUGGCAUAGGUCGGCAGUACCUGAACAUUGACGUGGAGAUGUCCAUGAGGGACCACGCCUUCCAGCAGAGAAUCGCCUUCUGGGACCUGUUCUGGCACGUGUAUUUGAAGAAGCACGUGCUUUUGAAUUAGUAGAAUAAAGAGUAGAAUUUUGUUACUGCUGUAAGAGCCUAUUUAGAUAUAAAAACUUGAGCAUCUAUGAAUAUAAAGCGCCAGAGGCUUUAAAAUAAAUAGAA
Molecule: messenger RNA, 2101 nt
Organism: Trichoplusia ni (cabbage looper)
Lineage: Eukaryota; Metazoa; Arthropoda; Insecta; Lepidoptera; Noctuidae
Product: esterase FE4-like
Exons: 3
Coding region: 420-1997 (525 amino acids)
Source: RefSeq, a predicted model, not a curated record